AUGAUUCCUCAUAGGAGUACAGCUCUCCUGUCUGUGAUUGUUUUUGUUGCGCUUCUGCUUUUUAUUUUCUCGUCCUCUCCGAUCCCUGACGCCGGGCAGAAAGAAGAAGUCACAGGCCCAGCCAAGUUUGUGCCAACACCAAAACUACCAUCUCUAAGCAACUUCCACCUUCCAUCGUUCCGCCCUCCCUCUCACGAGCAACCCGAAGAACAGAGCAAUAGCACCCACGGCGAGUCGAAAUGGUACAGCACGCUCGAAUGGCUGAACCCAUUUUCCUCGUCCAUAACCUUGGAUGAGAAUCGCUCCGUCCUACCCCCCUUCGCGAACGAUCUCAAGGAAUCGCAGAAUGCCGAUGCGCAAUUGCUUCUCGCAUGGCGUCGGGCAUGGUUUGCGCAAGGCUUCAGGCCCGUGGUAUUGACUCCGGGGGAUGCAAUGAAAAACCCCAACUAUGAAGUUGUGCAGAAAUGGAAACUUACCCCCAAAAUGGAGAAUGAGGUGUUCAGCUGGCUUGCAUGGGGUCAUAUGGGGACCGGUUUACUCGCGGACUUCCACUGCUUCCCCAUGGCGCGAUAUGAUGAUCCUAUUCUCAUGUACCUUCGCCGGGGAACUGUUCCGGAGUUAAUCACCCGAUUUGAAAAUCUCAAGAAUGGCCUCUACGCGGCGGACAAAUCGCGAAUCGAUGUGGCUGUCCAGAGCGCAGUCCUGAAGCUCACCGAUCAGACACAGUCCUUUGUUGAUUUGAUUGAACCGGAAUCGUUCAAGGUUGAGUCUCCGAGCGCCCUGGCAUUCUAUAAAUCUGCAGCCGUCACCUCUAACUACCCCAUCAUACACGAAAAGAUGGGACAGAACGCUGCGACUGGUCAACUGGCUUUGGUCCAAUUGAUCAAUUCCCAUCUGCACAAUCAGUUCCACAUCUCCUUCCCAGCUGGAAUCGCCGUACUGAAACCAUUCCCUCAACACACUACCGCGCUGGUGGAGCCUGCCCUCCGCCUGGCGAAGGCCCUCAUUGAGUGCCCCGAGUCACCCAUGCCCGAGUCUUGUCCCCCCAACCAACCCGAAUGCCACCCAUGCGGAGCCGCAAAGCAACCCAUGCGUAUCAGCCAGCCUCCGACCUACAAAAAUACUACCUUCCUAUUCACCAUUGGCACCCUUCCUCAUCCUUACACUCUUAUCAGCCUACAGAGGAACUCGGAGGAGAUCACAGUCCCACAAAUCCGCCGGGAGACCACGCGCGACGCAUGGCUAUCUGAUGUGACCAAGGAACAUCUUGGGCUCGAAUUGGGAUCCUCAUACCGAGGAGUCAUCUUCAAACAAGUUGUCGCAGGCGAAGAUGCCGUUGGCAAUUCGCUCUGGAUGACAGUGGAAUCUCUUUCUGCGCAGGCAGGCCAGAGUCUGCCCGGGGAACUCUUGGACGAGUUCGAAUGGCAAUUUGGCUUCAAGAUUCCUCGUGGCGGAAGGAUUGAUCCCGCAACCGAGAACAACAAAGAAACUGCCAAGAGUGCUCAGGACCACACCCCAAGCGAGCAAGGAGUAGGCAAAGAAUACGAGCUGAUCCAGAAGGCUCGCGAUAUCAUUAAGAACAAGAAUACGGACCACAACAUCAAAGAUGUUGUCGAGGCUUGGAACCUCGCAGACACUGAGGUCUGGCGUUUUGUUAAGGCUUACCGAGCCCGGAGCGUCGUAGAGCGCCGGAAGUGGGAGGAGGAAGAGAAAGCUUUCGCCGGCUCAAGGCCAUGA
Molecule: messenger RNA, 1737 nt
Organism: Penicillium paradoxum
Lineage: Eukaryota; Fungi; Ascomycota; Eurotiomycetes; Eurotiales; Aspergillaceae
Exons: 3
Coding region: 1-1737 (578 amino acids)
Source: RefSeq, a predicted model, not a curated record